Staurois parvus is the source of this 316-nucleotide messenger RNA. The record is from the annotation of a GenBank genome assembly. NCBI's taxonomy places the organism in Eukaryota, Metazoa, Chordata, Amphibia, Anura, Ranidae.
AUGUAUGUGAAAUGGUUUGAUACAGUAAUGUUUUACUAUGUGAUUUUAGUGAAUUUAGUGAAUGUCACUUUUUGUCGUAUUCAAAUUUCCCACCAGUUCCGUCCCCGUAUGCCCUGACGUCGCAGGGGACGGAACCCAGAAGACAGAUGCCGGCAUCCACCGGAGGACAUUACAGGGGACACUGCAGGAGGGACAUUGCGGGAGCGCAGGACAAGGUAAGAGAAGAAGAGAUCCCGGAGCAGCGCUGCAAGGUACUCCCAAGUGUAGCUCGGGGUUACCGCUUGUGCUACACUCGGGAAUACCGCCAGGGAGGUUA